AUGAAGCCCCAGUCGAUGCUCCCCGUCGCCGCGGCGCUCUUCCUGGCCGCCCACGGCUGUCUUCUCCCCGAAGAAAUCGAAGCCGAGCGCCAUCUCGCGUGGCACGGGCAGUACCCCGACACGCUGCUUCGCCUGCGCCAGAGACAAGCCGUCGCAAAGGACACGGGCAUGCCGGUCGGCACCGGCGACCGCUUCGCGCACGGCACCGUCGCGCCGCGCGGCCUGGCCACCGCGGACCGCGACAUGCGCACCCUCCUGACCCCCGCCGAGGUGACGUCGGGCCUGCGCGCGCUGGCGCGGCACUACCGCGACGUGCGCUUCUUCGACGCGCCGCACCCGACGCACGAGAACCGCACCGUGUCGGGCAUCGUCAUCGGCGCCGCCGCGCCGCGCGUCUACCUCGAGGCCGGCAUCCACGCGCGCGAGCGCGGCGGCCCGGACCACAUGCUCUACUUCCUGGCCGACCUGCUGCACGCGCGCGAAACCGGCGCCGGCGUCCGCUACGGCGCCAGGACCUACACCCCCGAGCAGGUCCGCGCCGCGCUCUCCGCGGGCAUCGUGUCCAUGCCCAUGGUCAACCCCGACGGCGUGGCAUACGACCAGGAGACGGGGUCCUGCUGGCGCAAGAACCGCAACGACGGGAGCGCCACGCUGACGCCCGCCGGCGCCGUCGGCGUCGGCGUCGACCUGAACCGCAACUUUGACGCCCUCUGGGACUACCACAAGUACUUUGACCCGGCCAUCCCCCCGCCCGCUUCCACCAUGCCCGCGUCGGAGAGCUUCCGCGGCACGGCGCCGUUUUCCGAACCCGAGUCCCGAAACGCGGCCUGGAUCGCGCAGCAGCACCCCAGCCUGACGUGGUUCCUGGACCUGCACUCCAUCGCCGGCGACGUCCUGUACGCCUGGGGCGACGAUAACCCGCAGACGACGGAUCCCUCGCAGAGCUUUACGAACCCCGCGUGGGACGGCAAGCGCGGCGUCAUCGGCGACGGCCCGACCGGCGCCGUCUACAAGGAGUACAUGGAGGCCGCGGACCUCCAGGCGCAGCGCGACACCGCCGCCGCCAUGGCCGCCGCCAUGAAUGCCGCCGGCGACGGCACCACGGUGCACUUUGUCCCGCUGGAGGAGGCGUCCCUGUACGCCACGUCGGGCGGCUCGACCGACUGGUUCCUGGGCCGCUACUACGGCCACACGUGCGGCUCGAACCGCAUCAAUGGCCUCGCUAUCGAGUUUGGCAGCGACAGCGGCCUGGACUGCCCCUUUUACCCGACUAACCCCCAGUUCCACAACUCGAUGCGUCAGGUGGCCGCCGGGCUCAUGGAGAUUGUCCUCGCGGCUGCCGGCAAGAACGGCGAGCCCAAGAUUUGGAAGUGCUAA
Messenger RNA from Cordyceps militaris CM01, 1377 nucleotides. RefSeq names its product zinc carboxypeptidase A 1 precursor. Gene Ontology annotation, biological process: proteolysis. NCBI's taxonomy places the organism in Eukaryota, Fungi, Ascomycota, Sordariomycetes, Hypocreales, Cordycipitaceae. The transcript has a single exon. The coding region runs from base 1 to 1377 and encodes 458 amino acids. The record is from RefSeq and is a predicted model, not a curated record. Gene Ontology annotation, molecular function: metallocarboxypeptidase activity; zinc ion binding.